Molecule: messenger RNA, 1203 nt
Organism: Lottia gigantea (owl limpet)
Lineage: Eukaryota; Metazoa; Mollusca; Gastropoda; Lottiidae
Exons: 7
Coding region: 23-1174 (383 amino acids)
Source: RefSeq, a predicted model, not a curated record
GCCUACCUGUAUCAGUGUUGAAAUGGCAAAGAAUUGUGAAAAGGUGAAGACUGUAAAUGCUUAUAUUGUUGAAGAUCAUCAUGAGGUUGUACCAGUCAUACAUAGAGCUAUAGGCAGUAAAGUUUUACCUUUUCAAGAUAUAUCAUUAGUUCAUUUUGAUUCGCAUCCAGAUUUACUAAUACCAAUAGAUAUGGCAGCAGAUCAAGUAUUUAUUAAAGAUGAUCUCUAUAGGACUUUGAGUAUUGAAAACUGGAUUAUACCAUUGGUUUAUGCAGGACAUAUCGGUGACAUAUUUUGGAUUAAACCACCAUGGGCUAAACAAAUACCGGAUAGCUAUAUAAAUUUUAAAGUUGGUAAAUGUAAAAAAACAGGUACAAUAAGAACAACAUGUAAAGAGAAUUACUUUAUAAGUGAAUUACUGUAUUCUAGAGAAGAAAAUCUAGAUGAUAUCAAAUCAGUGACACUAACUAUUUUAACUCUAAUACCGGAGAGUUGGAAAAACAGUGAUCAAAACAAUUCAUCGCAAAAUAAAACACAUUAUCAAGCCACUCCACAGUUUGACUAUUUAAUGAAAAAGUUAAAAGAGAAAAAGUUUAUAUUGGAUAUAGAUCUUGACUUUUAUUCAACUAAAAACCCUUUUAAAGAUGUGUAUAGUAAAACACAAUAUGAACUUUUAAAACAACUCUAUACAUGUUCACCAAUACAGAAUAUAUCUGAUCAGGGUGUUGAAUGCUUUGUUAAAGAAAGGAAACAACAGUUGGAUGAUAUAAAGAAAUUAUUAUUUUCUGAUGCUGAAAGUUUUGAUAGUAGCAUUAAACAACAAAAUAACAAACGUGCAAUAUUAGUGAAGGAAUUAUUAGAAGAUUUAGAAAGUACUAAUAAGGACUAUGAUAAAAAUUUAGUCCAUGAAGCUGGUUGUACUAUUGAUGAUAGUGAGUUACCACAUCAUAUUAGUACCACACAAGAAAUAAUACAACUAGUUCAAAUUACUAAAGAUUUAUUAGAGUCAUUAGCGAGUAGACCAUCUUUAAUAACCAUUGCAAGGUCUAGCGAAGAUGAUUAUUGUCCACCAGAUCAAGUAGACUAUAUUGAAGAAAGUAUAUGUAUGAUAAUGGAAGAAUGUUAUGUGUAUGUUAAUAUUAAUAGGUUAUAUGAAAAUGAAACCAGUGAUUAAAUCGGGGAGUGUGUGUCAACUGCCUAAAA